UUAUUCAUGAAUGAUGCGGUCAAAAAACAAACGAUCAGUUCGUCAUAUUUCUUCUGGUAAAACGAUAUUUUAAUAGAUUUCUGAUAUUCGCUCCGUUGUACUUGGAAUAAAAAGGGGAUUGUGAAAUUGAUACUUAAAAGACAACAAUGGAUCCAUUGAAAGCCAAAGCAAAUUAUUCCAGAGUAUGUCAUUUGUUGGUAGAUAAAGCUACAAAUGCUUUGAGAAAUUCUUUGCAUGCGGUGCAUCCACCUUCCACCUUAGCUUCCGUAUUGAAUGCCAACAGAGCGACCUUGCAGAGAAUACGAUACAGUGUAAUUAAAGCCUCACAAUGGGAUCUACUCUUUCCAAAAUCUGGUUCACCAGAUUCAAACAACUUUGAUAUCACCCUAUUGACUGUCCUGCUCCGAAAUAUUUGUGGAUUGUCUGCACCAGCCACCGGAUGGAAUGUGAUGCCUCCAGUCAACGAUACUUCUAUAUCUGCAAAUAUUUUAAGAAUCAAAAUGUUUAGAAAUGAAGUCUAUGGUCAUAUUCCGACUGCUGGUUUGGACGACGUAACGUUUGAAACAUUGUGGCAAGAAAUUUCUGUUCCGUUAGUCAACUUGGGAAUUCCUCAAAAUGAUAUCGAUGAAUUAAAGGUGGCUCCUCUUAGCCCUGAAGAAGAAAGUUAUAUUGAAAGAUUAAAAGAAUGGAAACAACAAGAGGAUGAUUUUAAAAGUGAAGUAGUCAAACUAAGAAAGACGGUUGAAAAUGUUCAUCUCUCCCAUGUCGAGCAACUGGCUAAAUUUAACUUUGCUGGAAAGAUUCGUGACCUUUGUAGAAAAUUUCAAGAUGGCACUAGAAAGUGGUUGUUUGAUAAACUUUCAAGUUGGUUUGGGAGUGAAGAAUCCAGGGUCUUGAUCCUAACUGCAGGUCCAGGCGUUGGAAAAAGUGUUUUGUCUGCAAAGCUUUGCGAGCUUUUUAGAGAACGUGGUCAACUCGCAGCUCACCAUUUCUGUGACUUUCGAAAUUCUGAUUACAGCAAUGCACAGAGAAUCCUCCAGUCUUUUGCCAGUCAAAUGUGUGAUAAUGUUGAAGGAUUUCGUGAUAAACUUACUGAAAUUCUUCGUCGUGAACAUUCUCGUGACUCGCUGUCAGACGCAUUUCGUGUUCUUUUGAACGAUCCCCUCAAUGCCCUUGACAGACACGACCCAAUGUUGAUCAUCGUUGAUGCUUUGGACGAGAGCAAAACUGACGAGAAAAGCGAAUUAUUGGAGUUGAUAUCUGAGAAAUUUUGUGAACUGCCAGAUUGGAUUAAGAUAUUCAUUUCAAGUCGACCAGAGGUACAAGUACGAAAGGUUCUUGAACAUCUUCACCCGUGGGAAGUCCGUCCUGAUGACAAAGAUCACAACCACGACAUAGAGCUUUUUGUUCGUUACAGUUUACCUAAUCUUGAUGAUAAUAGUAUAAGGUCAGUUAUUUCAAAGUGUGAGGGAUCGUUUUUGUACGCUUAUUACUUGGUCAGUGAAUUGAAAGAAAAGGGCGUGGGAAUUGAACCCGUCCUAAGUGAUUACAUCUCAAACGGUAUUUCGGGAUAUUACGAAAACCAGUUCAAACGUUUAGAAACAGGCCUCCAAAUUUCAAGCAAGAUGCUUCAUGUCUCUUAAACUGUUUUAUCAAUGUU
Molecule: messenger RNA, 1660 nt
Organism: Dendronephthya gigantea
Lineage: Eukaryota; Metazoa; Cnidaria; Anthozoa; Malacalcyonacea; Nephtheidae
Exons: 2
Coding region: 147-1643 (498 amino acids)
Source: RefSeq, a predicted model, not a curated record